UCACCAUCUAUGACCCUUCGCUUCCCAUUUCCCCUUAUCCUUUCCUUUUUCUUCAACUCAAAUUCCAUCUUCUUCAAAACAAAAACCAAAUCAAACCUUCCUAAAAAUGGCGACAACUCUUUCAGCAACUACGACACUCACUCUACGCUCUCACCCUUCCCCCUCAAACUCCUCUUUUCCCCCUUCUCACCCCAAACAAUUCCUCAAAUUCCCUUCCUACCCCCACCGCACCUCUCACCUCCGUCCUCUUGCCGCCGUCCAAGCCCCAGAAAAGAUCGAAAAACUCGGCGCCGAGAUUUCUUCCUUGACUCUCGAGGAAGCACGUAUUCUGGUGGACUACCUUCAGGAUAAGCUCGGUGUCUCUGCUGCAGCUUUUGCUCCCGCUGCCGUUGCCGUGGCACCGGCGGCCAGCGGUCCAGGAGACGGGCCGGCUGCUGUGGAGGAGAAGACGGAGUUUGAUGUUGUCAUUGAGGAUGUCCCGAGCAAUGCGAGAAUUGCUGUGAUCAAAGCUGUGCGAGCGCUAACGAGCUUGGCGUUGAAAGAAGCGAAAGAUUUGAUUGAAGGGUUACCGAAGAAGUUUAAAGAAGGAGUGUCAAAAGACGAAGCUGAAGAGGCUAAGAAACAGCUUGAAGAAGCUGGAGCGAAGGUUGCAAUCGUCUAGGCUCUAGAGAGAGAACCUUACAUUGAUUUCGUCUACUUCUAGGGGGAAUUUUCAGUUUUCACUGUAAAAUUCUACGUGGGUUAUCGAUUGUUUCUCAUGGUUUUUAGCCAAUACUUAUUGUGGUCACUUCAAAAGCUCUUAUUGUGUUUAUUAAAUUGCUUGCCUGAGUUGCAUUUCAAUUA
Messenger RNA from Mangifera indica (mango), 843 nucleotides. RefSeq names its product 50S ribosomal protein L12, chloroplastic-like. The transcript has a single exon. Gene Ontology annotation, biological process: translation. The coding region runs from base 107 to 661 and encodes 184 amino acids. Gene Ontology annotation, cellular component: ribosome. NCBI's taxonomy places the organism in Eukaryota, Viridiplantae, Streptophyta, Magnoliopsida, Sapindales, Anacardiaceae. Gene Ontology annotation, molecular function: structural constituent of ribosome. The record is from RefSeq and is a predicted model, not a curated record.